AUGUCAGAGACUUCCUCCCACGACUCCUUCUAUGAUUCCUUAUCAGACGUGCAGGAAGAGAGCAAAAGUGCUGACUUCUUCCCAGGACUCUCUGCGUUUCUCAGCCAGGAAGAAAUAAACAAAAGUCUCGACCUGGCCCGCAGAGCUAUAGACAACUCUGAAACUGAAGACUUUGACUCCGAAAAGGAGAUCUCACAGAUUUUCAGCAAAUCUCCUAAAAGCCUCUGCAAAGCUCCUUCCCACGAGGAGACCAAAUCCAGCGAGCAGACUCCCUCAGAAGGACCUCAGCAUAACAGGACAGCACCUGUCCAGCCUCUGGCAGGGGAGCAUGCUGAAAAGAUCACUUCCCCAGCUUCAAGGAGAAAACCUGGGGUAACACCCUUGCUGGCCAGCCCCAGCUACAUCCGGAGCCUCCGCAAGGCUGAAAAACGAGGUGCAAAAAUUCCCAAUCCAAGUGAAAAGCCCAAAGCUGCCCCACAAAGCAAAGACGGCUCCCAGAACCAACUUUGCGACAAGGCAGCUAGUUUCAUUGAGGAGCUGACUUCCAUAUUUAGAGAGGCAGCCAAGCCAAGAAACAGAAGCCCAAAUGGUGAGUCCUCAUCACCAGACAGUGGGUAUCUGUCUCCUAAAAAUCAGCCUUCAACUCUGACGAGUCCCUCGGCCAGUCAGAGCCCCACUGGAGACCAGCUAGACCAACAGGAGAUGGAAGCAGAGGUCAAGCUAGCCCAGGGCAGCCUUUGCUACCACGCCCAACAGGCCCCAGAAGAGGCCUUGGCACACACCCACAUCCCUCAUCCACAGCCCCAGAAAGCCCGCCACUUGCCUUCUGCACCUCGCUUCAUCCAGAAGCUGAGGAGCCAAGAAGUCGCUGAAGGAAGCAGAGUUUAUUUGGAAUGUAGGGUCACCGGAAACCCAACGCCCCGAGUCAGAUGGUUCUGUGAAGGGAAGGAGCUGUUCAACAGUCCUGACAUUCAGAUCCAGGGCGACGGUGCGGAGCUGCACACCUUAGUCAUUGCUGAGGCCUUUGAGGACGACACAGGUCGCUACUCGUGUCUGGCUACAAACCCCAGCGGCUCAGACACCACAUCCGCAGAGGUGUUCAUUGAAGGAGCCAGUUCGACGGACUCUGACAGCGAAAGCUUACCUUUCCUAUCAAAAGCUGGAGCUAUGCCACAAGCUCAAAAGAAAACAACUUCUGUUUCCUUGACGAUAGGAUCCUCAUCUCCCAAGACAGGAGUGACCACAGCUGUGAUUCAGCCCUUAUCUGUGCCUGUGCAACAGGUUCACAGUCCGACUUCGUAUCUCUGCCGACCUGAUGGAGCCACCAUGGGCUGUCUUCUUCCUGUUUUCACUAAGGAACUACAGAACAUAGCAGCCUCCGAGGGCCAGGUGGUGGUCCUGGAAUGCCGUGUCCGAGGAGCACCCCCGAUGCAGGUCCAAUGGUUCCGGCAAGGGAGUGAAAUCCACGACUCUCCAGACUUUAGAAUUCUUCAGAAAAAACCUAGAUCGGCAUCCGAGCCCGAGGAGAUCUGCACCCUUGUCAUUGCUGAGAGCUUUCCUGAAGAUGCGGGCAUCUUUACCUGCUUAGCCAGAAAUGACUACGGAUCAGUGACCAGCACUGCGCAGCUUCUCGUCACCUCAGCCAACUCUGAGAACUGUAGCUAUGACUCAAUGGGAGAACCCAACAGUGAUCACGACCACCACUUCCCACCUCCCCCUCCAAUCCUGGAGACAGGUUCCUACGAGCUGUCACCGCAGAAACCACCUGAAAUCCAGCAGGUGAACAGCUCCGACUUAGGACUUAACAUGGCCGCCCUUCAAAUGCAAUUCAACUCAGCCGAGAGGGAAACCAAUGGAGUUCAUCCCGGCCACGGAGUCAACGGACUGAUUAAUGGCAAAGCUUACGGCAAUAAAUCUCCUCCGACACCAGCUGCCCUGCUUUCGCCCACUAAGGAACCACCACCUCUGCUUGCCAAACCCAAACUGGAUCCUCUGAAGCUUCAGCAGCUGCAGAACCAAGUGCGCUUGGAGCAGGAAGCGGGAGCCUGGCCCCCGGCGCCCCCGGGUCUCCCUAGCAACAGCAGCAGCAGCAGCGGCAGCAGCGCGCCCCCGUCGCCGCCCUUCCCGCCGCCGCCCGCCUUCCCCGAGCUCGCGGCCUGCGUGUCGCCGGUGCCCGCGGAGCCCAUGAGCGCGCUGGCCUCCCGCGCCGCCACCAUGCAGUCCUCCGGCUCCUUCAACUAUGCUCGCCCCAAGCAGUUCAUCGCGGCGCAGAACCUGGGUCCGGCGUCGGGGCUAGCCACACCCACCUCCAGCCCCAGCUCGUCCAGCCUGCCGUCGCCUCUGUCCCCCACGCCCAGGCCCUUCGGCCGCGCGCCCGGGCCACCCUUUGUGGAACCGGAGGCCAUGUGGGGACCAUCCUCGCCGUCGCCGCCACCGCCGCCGCCGCCCGUCUUCAGCCCCUCGGCCGCCUUCCCGGUGCCCGACGUGUUCCCGCUGCCGCCACCGCCGCCGCCACCGCUGCCGAGCUCCUCACACUGCGCCUCGCCAGCCCGCUUUGGCCCUGGCCAAACGCCCGCAGCCUUCCUCAGCGCCCUGCUGCCCUCACAGCCGCCACCAGUCGCUGUCAACGCCCUGGGGCUGCCCAAGGGCGUCACCCCCGCGGGAUUUCCGAAGAAGGCCAGCAGAACUGCUAGAAUAGCCUCCGAUGAGGAGAUUCAAGGCACAAAGGAUGCUGUCAUUCAAGACUUGGAGCGGAAACUUCGCUUCAAGGAGGACCUUCUGAACAAUGGCCAGCCGAGGCUAACGUAUGAGGAAAGAAUGGCUCGCCGCCUGCUCGGUGCUGACAGUGCAAAUGUCUUCAGCAUCCAAGAGCCGGAAGACACGGCAGCCAAUCAGGACGCUGGGGUUCCUCGGGCUUCUGUAGGGAGCCCUCUGGAUGGUCAAAAGGAGUACAAAGUCUCCAGCUGCGAACAGAGACUGAUUAGUGAGAUAGAGUACCGGCUGGAGCGCUCUCCCGUGGACGAGUCGGGCGACGAGGUGCAGUACCCGGAAGUGCCCGCCGAAAGUGCCGCAGCACCCUUCUUCCAGAUGAAGCUGAAACAUUUCAAGAUCUUUGAGGGGAUGCCUGUGACUUUCACGUGUCGAGUGGCUGGGAAUCCAAAGCCAAAGAUCUAUUGGUUUAAAGAUGGGAAGCAGAUCUCUCCAAAGAGUGAUCAUUAUAUCAUUCAGAGAGACCUCGAUGGGACCUGCUCCCUCCAUACCACAGCCUCUACCCUAGAUGAUGAUGGGAACUACACGAUCAUGGCUGCCAACCCUCAGGGUCGUGUCAGUUGUACAGGACGGCUAAUGGUACAGGCUGUCAACCAAAGAGGCCGCAGUCCCCGCUCUCCCUCGGGCCAGCCUCAUGCCAGAAGGCCUCGCUCUCGAUCAAGGGACAGUGGAGAUGAAAACGAGCCCAUUCAGGAGCGGUUCUUCAGACCUCACUUCCUGCAGGCUCCUGGAGAUCUGACUGUCCAAGAAGGCAAGCUCUGCAGGAUGGACUGCAAGGUCAGUGGAUUACCGACCCCAGAUCUCAGCUGGCAACUAGAUGGGAAGCCCAUCCGCCCUGACAGUGCUCACAAGAUGCUGGUCCGUGAGAAUGGGGUACACUCCCUCAUUAUAGAGCCAGUCACAUCCCGGGAUGCCGGCAUCUACACAUGUAUUGCCACCAACAGAGCGGGACAGAACUCUUUUAGCCUGGAGCUUGUGGUUGCUGCUAAAGAAGCACACAAGGCCCCCGUGUUUAUUGAGAAGCUGCAAAACACAGGGGUAGCUGAUGGGUACCCAGUGAGGCUGGAAUGCCGAGUUUUGGGGGUCCCACCACCUCAGAUAUUUUGGAAAAAAGAAAACGAGUCACUCACCCACAGCACUGAGCGAGUAAGCAUGCACCAGGAUAAUCACGGCUACAUCUGCCUGCUCAUUCAGGGAGCCACAAAAGAAGACGCUGGGUGGUACACUGUAUCAGCCAAGAACGAAGCGGGCAUUGUGUCCUGUACUGCCAGGCUGGAUGUCUACACCCAGUGGCAGCAGCAGCCACAGACCACCAAGCCAAAAAAAGUACGGCCCUCGGCCAGUCGCUACGCAGCACUUUCGGACCAGGGACUAGACAUCAAAGCCGCUUUCCAACCAGAAGCAAGCCCAUCUCACCUGGCACUGAACAGCGGCUUGGUAGAAAGUGAGGACCUGUGAUUGGUACCCCGUUGAAGCUGAAAACUGAACGCCAUUGCUUUGACCAACAUACUCCUCUGUCACAUUAUGUAAAAGACAGAAGUAUACUUUUGACUUUAAGAAAUUUAAAAAAAAAACACCAAAAUCAUAUUUUUCUUACUUGAUAGAGAAUCUAAGUAGGUGAUGCUUAUAGAAACGUACACACUGCACAGAAAACUCACGGCUGUUGCCCAGGUUAGAACUUACAGAGCUGUUAUGAUUCAAAUGGUCUGAAAUGCCAAAAUGCCGAAAGAAAUCAACUAUUCAAAGGUAACCUCGAUUUAAGUUACCUACAAGUGCCUUCAAACACAAGCUAUGGGUGCUAUAGUGUGGCAGCGUGGCAUAUUAGAUGCUACGGGGACUCUAAGGUGCAGGGUCUACACUUGGCUACCGUGAACCACGUGCAAUAGGGAAGGGUGGGAAUGAGAACCGUGACGAAAUCCAAGCGAUGCCUUGUCUUUACAAACUGCUUGUGUCAAAUCAGAAAGGAGGAAUUCCUUGCCUUCAGUUUCAUCCGUAUAUCGGUCUUCUUUUUAAUGCUUCUUCAGUACGAAGCUUCCUUACAAUCCGUAUUAACUAAAAGACUAAGUCAAACUUAAAACAAUUGAAAGUGUUCUCUAGACAGUUGAGAUGUAUCACAGUCCGUUCCACAAGAGGCAUCGGAAACCACCUAAAUGACCAAGGCAGGAUGGAUUCGGAGGGAAGGGGUUUGGAAGGCAGAGAGAGAAUGAAGGAAGGAAUUGCUACCCACACAGAGAGCGCAGAUCCAGGUUAGAGGAAAACAUCGGGAGUGGGCCAGGCUCCUCUUUGGUUUUCUUCUAAACUUUGAAAUCAUAGAUGCAAAAACACUGCCGUUAGCCAGUCAAGGACUCUGGGGGUGGGGGUGGGGGGGGUCAUCCGGAAGUCUGGAGCGCGCGUGUGGUGGAGACUUCCAUGUAGCUGAGUGUGUAGUUGAUGAGGUUAGUGUGUAGAGUAAGUUGGACAUGGUUGAGGUUGCAGGGGUGGCAUGAACGAGAAGUAGCCUAGAGGGUCUAGUCUGCCUGCGGGAAAUGGAGACUUUAGGGACAAAAAUAAGCUUGUGCUACAACGAGUUUCUUUACCGUGGGCACUAAGAGGAGGUGAACAGAAACUUCUAGUUCCCUUCGCUUCCCUGAUGCCAUGGAACCUAGCCUAAGAAGGGCCAGGCUCGGAGCACCUACAAGGCCAAGCUGCAAAAGACCGCUUUUUGAUUCUGCAUCAGCUAAAUGGAGUCGAUUCUGACCAGACUUGAUGACUUUUAAGUCGGAACCAAUAUUUUUCUUUUUUAAAUAAGAGAAAAUAAUUUGGCCUGAUAGUAUGAAACAUGAGGCUUUAAUGGUACUUUGCUAUGAAAAGAAAGCACUGUGUUCCUCAUGCAAAACCUAUCUAUUGUUCAUUAUUUAUAAAGUGUCGAACGCUCUUAGCUCAGUUACUCGACCCACGCACAGUACUUCAAGCAAUCUUGUGUCUGUGACCACCCCAUAUAUUCCGUAUUACUGCUCCACAUGCACAGCCUUCUUCUUCUGUAAGAACACCAACCAACUGAGCUUUAGCAGGCUUGGGCACUGCGUGGCAGAUGUUCUAUACAGUGUGGCACAAGACUCUGCUCACACACACAUUGCUAAUGGGGGAUUUAAGUAACCAUGCAGGGUCUUAUGGACCUAUCUCUGUUGUAGAAUUGUGACCUAUAUUAUAUCAUAGUUGCCAAAUUUUUCUGAAUGUGACUCUUUUUUUUGCUAAUUUGCUGGGCUUGGGAUUAACUAGCAUUCUUUUGCCACCUUUUAUGUUGUAUUUAUGAAAAAAACAUUUAAAAAAAACAAAGUACUACCAUACUUUGGAUUGUUGUGCUGUUGUAAUGUGGACUUAACAUCAAUAAAUAAAUAUUUAACAAACA
Molecule: messenger RNA, 6157 nt
Organism: Arvicola amphibius (Eurasian water vole)
Lineage: Eukaryota; Metazoa; Chordata; Mammalia; Rodentia; Cricetidae
Gene: Palld
Product: palladin, cytoskeletal associated protein
Exons: 21
Coding region: 1-4227 (1408 amino acids)
Biological process (GO): actin cytoskeleton organization; cell migration
Source: RefSeq, a predicted model, not a curated record